Molecule: messenger RNA, 1534 nt
Organism: Brassica napus (rape)
Lineage: Eukaryota; Viridiplantae; Streptophyta; Magnoliopsida; Brassicales; Brassicaceae
Exons: 2
Coding region: 357-935 (192 amino acids)
Source: RefSeq, a predicted model, not a curated record
UUGUCAAUUUUUUUUAACUCUCUUGAAUUUAAAUUAUAAUGAUAUACAUUGAACAGUUAUAUUUUGGUAGCAAUAAUUUAACAAUCACUUUGCCCAUGGGAUGAAUCUCCCUAUAAGAUUUUACUAUAGACAGAAACGUUAAAAGCCACAACUUUUGCUUUUGAUCAACGGUGAGCCUCACGCCACCGUUGAGAAAUACUAAUGAUGGGUAAGAGGAAGAAAAGCUUUCUCUCCUCCAUCCCCAUCUCCUCCAAUUUCCCCCGUUACAUUGUAGCAUCUCGUGCCGGUACUAAGAAAUCAAAUUCCGUUGCGAAGAAUUUGAAAUCGACGUCUGUUUCUUCACGCGUAAACAAGCUAUGAUUCUCCUUCCGGUGCUAAGUUGGGUAUCUCGACUGCUUCUCCAGUUGAGGAAAUUCCGAGGGGGUUCCCUUCUGGCUUCGGAUAAGGUUGUGUGUGAUGCCUCUGCCAGUCUUGUUGUCAGAGUUUCGUCCUCCUUUUCACCUCCAGCUCCUGCUACACAGACUAUCUAUGAGUCGUUGGAGGAUGAGAUAAAUCUGGAUAAUCCUGUAGUAUCAGGGUUCAUCCCUCUUUCUCCAGCGGUAAAUGGAACUCGGAAGUAUUCAGAGGUUAUCCACGGGUCAGCUAUGAGGGAAGAGUUUAUUGGUGAAGCACCAUAUAUGGGAAGAAUUAUUGGAAUUGUUAACGCCAUUUGGAGCCAGUCUGGACCAAGAAUCUUUGUCCACCGCCUUAGUCCGCUAAGUUUUCUUCUCAGAGUCACCAACCGUCGUACUCGUACUUUGGCUUUGGCUAGAAAUGUGUGGAUUAGAGCAGGGUACCCUAUGUACAUAGCUCUGUGGUCUCCUGAAUUCUCGCCGGAGGAGCCUCAGUUAACAUCAAUAGUGGUUCUAGUUGAGCUCAGAUGGGUGCCUUAUUGAUAUCUUGCAUAUUUCUAUUGUUUUAUCCAUUCACUCAUGUGCAUUUUGAUCAUAUAGAUUAGGAUUUAACCAUGUUUAGGUUGCAUUUUGCAUACAUGAGUCCUUAUCAGAUAUUGGAGUACCACAUGGAAUUCUUGGAGACAUUUGGGUGCAUUUGGAGUUCAAAAGAAGUGUUUAAAGUGAUCAUUGGGCGAGCAGCGCAUGGGAGCGACCAGUCCGGAGCGACACCAUCAAGUCGCUCUGAUCUCCCUAUCAGAGCGACCUUACCAGAGCGACAGGGAAGAGUCGCUCGCGUUUUCAUCACCCGGAGACGCGAGAACGAGUCCGGAGCGACCUCUCGCAGCGACACAGCGAGGUCGCUCCCGAAGCAUGGAGCGACUUGUCGGAGCGACGAGCCGAGGUCGCUGCGCGUCUUAUUUCUGCUCGAACUUAUGAUUUCUCAAGGGCCUUUUGGUCAUUUCAUUAUGCACGUUUUUAUUUUCUAAACCUGUGUUUUAAUACUCUGUAAGCCGAGGAGGCAGAUCAUCUUGGUUCUUAAGAAAAACCACCAAAAAAACCUUUGGAAAGUCAUCUCUUGAAUCAAUUGAUCAGUUUUGUUA